AGAGGGAGAGGGAGAGCAGGGGGUUGGUUAUGUUAAAGCCCACAGGAAAGAGUUCUGUCAGAGGGAGGUUUGACAUUUGUGAUCUUGGAAUACGUCUCGGAGCCAAUAACAAACCACCAGAAGGGAACACAAACAUCUCAGACUCCGUGGACCGUCAUACAGGGAUGGAUCACAAAAUGUCUCAGAAGUGAUUCCCACUCAGCCUCCACCUGAAAAUUCUGGAAAUGAAUCGAGGGUCCACUGCCUAACGCUUCUCCUGGGAAUUAACCAGCAACACUGUUCUCUUGACAUUGAUUUCCCAGGAAGGAGUCCGCCAUGAUCUCCACGACUCUCCGCUGGAUUGCUCUGUUGUCGUUUAUUUUUUUGACCAUUGGUGGCAACGCGCUGGUGUGCCUGGCUGUAGGGUUCAGCCGUCGCCUGUGGCGUGUUGCUAAUUGCUUCGUGGUAUCACUGGCAGUGACGGACCUCCUGCUGGGCCUGCUGGUGCUGCCCCUGACUGCGUCUGUUGAGCUGCGCGGUGGCAAAUGGCCGUUCGGAGGAACCCUGUGUAAUAUUUACAUUUCACUCGAUGUCCUGCUGUGUGCAUCCUCUAUCCUGACCCUGAUGGCAAUCAGUGUGGAUCGAUAUCUGGCUAUUUCGGCGCCACUUAGCUACUCCAGGAGGGUGACCCCUGUAAGGGUGACUGUCGCCCUUGUUUCCAUUUGGUCUCUGUCCCUUGCUGUGUCUUUUGUGCCCAUCCAUCUGGGCUGGAACACUGUCGACUACAAGGUCCAGCAUUCGGAGUGGGGCAUAUGGGACGAGGACACGGAUGGGCGCUACUGUCAGUUUGAAUGGAACAACAACUACGUUCUGUUUUAUGUCUUUGUGACAUUUUACCUGCCUCUCCUGCUCAUGUCUGGGAUGUACCUGUGUAUAUUCAGGGUGGCAAAAGAACAGGUGAGGCGAAUUCGUGCGACCACACCUUCGUACCCCGGCAUCUCAUCAACCGCUGCCAUCACACGUGAGCACAAAGCCACGGUGACUCUGGCGGCCGUACUGGGGGCGUUCAUCAUCUGCUGGUUCCCCUAUUUCACUUUCUUCACCUGCAAAGGCAUCAAGGAGAAGACCAACCCCCCUAACCCAGUCCACUCAGUGGUGCUGUGGCUGGGCUACUUUAAUUCAGCCCUCAAUCCCAUCCUGUAUCCGGCUUUAAACAGAGACUUCCGCAGAGCCUACGGAGAUCUCCUUCGCUACAAACUCAACCAUCACAAGAAACUAUCGUUUACGUGUGUGUCCUUGCGCAAAAGAGCGCCCCUCUUGACCGGACAAGUGGUAUCACAGCAGUCGGAGAAACACACAGAUAAAGUAAAGUUAAACUUCAUGACGACGACUCAGAUGAACCCGUGUGAAAAUCACGUUGUUUAGCUGGACUGUUGAUGUUCCUGCCUUUUAAUAACAAACCAUCAAACCUUUCUUUUCUGGAUCACUUAGUUCGUUCCUUCAUGUUUCCGCAGCCAACAGGAUUAAUGUUAAACCCACGCCAAAACAUUGAGGAUGAGUUAAAGUAUGAGUUAAGAAAGAUAAGGUUAAAUACUAAAUGGUACUUGUUUUGUACAUAAAACGUAAGCCUGAGAAAAAUGACAUAUCUCUGACAUUUUUUUUUUUUUAAGCAAUCGCCACAAAAAAGAGAUAAGCUCGUUUCAGGCCGACCUCUGACAGGAAUGGAUGACUGAUAAAUGAAUGGGUGAUUUUCAUUGUGUGACGGCUAACGAUUCACAAAUUGUUUGUUUUCCAGUUCUGUCAAGGAACACACUAAGUGAAUAAUUGUACAGCAAGGGCAGUUGAUAUGUAAAUGAUGUGUACGUAUGAGUCAUGAAGACCAACACUACUUCUCGGAUACUCUGAAAGAGUAUCUACAGCUAGACCACAGUUAACUAGAACAGUGGUUCUCAAACGUUUUCUACUCUGUACCACCUGAGAAAACAUGGAGCUCUCUGAGUACCACCAUGAUGACCAACAUUAGAAUAUAGCAGCAUAGGCCUUCCCUGUUAGCUUCCACCA
Messenger RNA from Cynoglossus semilaevis (tongue sole), 2040 nucleotides. It is a transcript of the gene hrh2b, whose product is annotated as histamine receptor H2b. Bases 316 to 1404 code for a protein of 362 amino acids. Gene Ontology annotation, cellular component: plasma membrane. NCBI's taxonomy places the organism in Eukaryota, Metazoa, Chordata, Actinopteri, Pleuronectiformes, Cynoglossidae. Gene Ontology annotation, molecular function: G protein-coupled receptor activity. The record is from RefSeq and is a predicted model, not a curated record. Gene Ontology annotation, biological process: positive regulation of MAPK cascade; adenylate cyclase-activating adrenergic receptor signaling pathway. The transcript has 3 exons.